Molecule: messenger RNA, 2282 nt
Organism: Cicer arietinum (chickpea)
Lineage: Eukaryota; Viridiplantae; Streptophyta; Magnoliopsida; Fabales; Fabaceae
Source: RefSeq, a predicted model, not a curated record
UUAUUGACCGUUCAAAAACAACGAAUGAGAAAACGCCACGCAAUCACGGUCCCCAUGCGGUGAACCCCACCGGAACACACCCCGGCAUCCUCUUCUCCCACCAAUACUAGUUUUGGAUUCUAAAGAUCUGCAACACUCUUCUCCCAUUUUCACCAUAUGAUUUCCUCUCUUUUCUAGCCAUGACGGAACCAACACCCGACUCAUCCUCACCUUCUUCAUUGGGUCCCACACCAACCACGGUGAUUCAUCCAAGGCGCGAGCCAUUCGAGCACGGCCUUUUACCUAUUCCGCGACUCAUCUUCUCCGACCCAGCGCAAACCCUAAUUUCCUUGAAACAUAAGCUUAUAGAAUCUUCCUCUAACAACCGAGUCGACUCGGUCGCGAUUUCUGAUUCACUUCAGAUCUCCGUCGAACAGGCUAAGCUCGUCCUCGAUACUCUCGCUUCGGUUCUCCCUCAUGAAUCCGAUUCUGAUACCGUCGAUGUUCAUGAUCUCGUUCUGUUUCUCUACAUUCAAUCUUACAAGAGGCUUCUUCCGCGGACUCACAAGGACUCCGCCGCUGUCGCCGAUGUCUGGCCUUCAACUUCCGCCUUUGAUGGAUACUUGUCCGCUCUCUCGCCGCUUCAGCUUGUGCGCAGCAACAGUAAGAAGUUUACUCCGUCGCAGGCUGAUGAAGUGGCACAUCAGUUGUCUUAUCUGCAAAAGCACUUGGCUAACAUUGUGUCUCUUCUAGCCGAGCCUGUAGAAGGGGAAGGCGAAGAAUCUCUGGUUUUAACCAUGGAUAGAUUUGAGCACCUUGGUUUUCUAAUUCAAAUUGGUGAUAAGGGAUCUGAAGGGAAUUCUUUGAGUCAAUCUUCUCCUUUUUUCGCAAACUCGGAUCCUGACAUGCCUGCAGUUCCUGUACCCGCUUCCCAAGUUCAUGACUGGCUUCUGCAGAAUAUAGCUUCUGCUAUGGAAUAUAUUGCUGAUCGAACUCCUUCAAAAGAAAAUGGCCCAGUUAGUUCCUCUGAUCAGGAUGUUGCUAUGACUGAUGCAUGUACUGCCACAGUUAAGGUCUCAACAAGCGCUAGGGGUGCAAGUUUCAUUGAAGGGAUAUCUAAAUCAUCAUAUGCGAAGCAUGCAUCUGACAUUAAAGGAUCCUCUAUUAAGGUUCUAAAUUGCCAUGAGUCUGCCAUAUACAUCUUAGCACCUUUGAGAUAUGCCACUGUCUAUGGAUGUUCAGAUGCAACAAUUGUUAUAGGAGCAGUUGGAAAGGCUGUGAGAGUAGAACACUGUGAACGAGUUCAUGUCAUUGUAGCAGCAAAACGCAUUUGUAUUGCUAACUGCCGUGAAUGUGUUUUCUUUUUGGGAGUGAACCAGCAACCCCUUAUUGUUGGUGAUAACCAUAAGUUGCAGGUGGCUCCCUAUAAUACCUUUUACUCCCAGUUGGAGGAACAUAUGAAUGAAGUUGGAGUUCUGCCCUCAGUGAAUCGAUGGGAUGAACCUAUAGCAUUGGGCAUGGUUGAUCCCCAUGAUUCACUAUCUCAUCCAGCAGGUGUCUCUGAUGUUCAAGCUGAGUCUGCUUCAAGGGUGGACCCUGAUCAGUUCACUAAUUUUGUGAUUCCCAACUGGCUAGGAGGAGAGUCCACGGGUUCAACAAAAGACAACCCAUUCACAUUACCAGAGGCUUAUAUGGCAUCUCAGCAAAAAAAUGAAAAAAAUUUAGGGGAGAUAAGGCAACUCUUACGAGAAGCACCUUUAGAAGAAAGUCGUAAAAAGGAAUUGUCAUCUGCCCUUCAUGUGUAUUUCAAGGACUGGUUAUAUGCCUCUGGGAACAUUCGUCAACUUUACUAUCUACAAGGAGAUUGAUAUUUGAAUGAUGAUGCAUCUGGCACAAUUAAAGUUAAAGAUGGUACAGGCCAAGGUUUCUGUUUUCCUUUUUGAUUCUCCUCUUCAUUUUCUCUUGCCAAUUCUAUUGGCUCCCUAGGCAGCAGAGAUCAGAUGACUGUGAAUUAGAAUGCCCACCUAUUAAUGCCGUGACAUCACCGGUGCACAGAAAUGGAAUGAAAAAUACAGUUGCUAAUCUGAUUGUAAUAUUUUUUGUUUUGUUUUGUGAAAAUAAUUACUGUAAUAUUUUGUUAGUCCAAAUUAAUGGCCUUUGUGAAAAAUUCCACAUGCCAAGAUCUAGCGUACUGAAUGUCUUUUAACUUCGAGUUUCUCCAUUUAAUUAAACCUUCCGGUAAUAUGCUGUGUCCUCUAGCUAUGUACAUUCCCUGUUGUAUUAACGUGGCUGAUUUACCAGUA